Molecule: messenger RNA, 1687 nt
Organism: Caenorhabditis auriculariae
Lineage: Eukaryota; Metazoa; Nematoda; Chromadorea; Rhabditida; Rhabditidae
Source: the annotation of a GenBank genome assembly
AUGGGCAAAAACCUGAACAGAGCUGAAGUCAUCUUUGCUUCCUGCUGCCCAAGACCAAAUGGAAAAACUUGUUUGGUGACGGGUCCAAUAAGUCCAAAUAGCACAUAUGUUCUAUUAUUAGCGUUCUACGGCGGGAUCGCGGCUGGCUUCGUGUGAUAGUGACGUGAGAGGACACAGUUCGCGAGGGAAGACCGCCCGAAGAUCAUUGGGCGUUCACGUGAAGGCGCCAUGAACACUUUCAAAGGUGAGCGUCUGAGUUCUGCGUCUCGAAGGCUGGCACAGUGUCUCCAUCCGUGAUAUCUUAUCCGCUGCACUCCUUGUUUUGGAUGUCAUUCGAUGCUCCGCCCUCUGGUCCUUACGCUCAGAACCAUCUGAAUGUCCGCGUAUUUAAGGGCGACAAGGAUCAGCCCUUCUAUCAUGUUUAGCUGUAUCAACCUCAGCUCAUCUGCAUUUUGCAGGAAAUGAAGUUCCAAGUCGCUCCAGAACUGCUCAACAGCUACAAGGCUGACAUGAGGACUCAGUCCGACGACGACGACGACGGCGUGAUCCGAACCACCGUACCGCUCUGUGCAGAGACCUUCCCCAAAGUCCUUUCUGCAAUUGAUACUUUCAUCUUCGACGCCGACGGUCAGUUUUUUUGAGCUUUGAGAGUUUGUUACACCAAAUUUCCUUCAGGAGUGCUCUGGUUAGGAGAAGGUGUGAUUCCAGGGUCUCCUAGACUCAUCGACUUCCUCAUUCGUCAUCGGAAGCAAGUCAUCGUGCUCACAAACAAUGCGACCAAGUCCCGCGCUUUGUAUGCCAAGAAGCUCUCGAAGCUCGGCUACAAUAACAAGCUCAACAAGGAAACUUUGGUUAACCCUGCGGCCGUCGUCGCCGACACGCUUCAUCGUGCCAACCUCAAAGGAAAGAAGGUCUACAUGAUUGGAUCGCAAGGGAUGCGCGACGAGAUGGACGAACUCAACAUCGAGUAUUUUGGUCACGGACCAGAACCGCAAGACCAUUCCGACGGUAGCGCCUUCAUGUACGACAUCGAGUUGAAGGAGAAGCCGAGCGACGUUGGCGCAGUGGUCGUUGGUUACGAGAAGCACUUCAACUACCACAAGCUGAUGAAAGCGUCGAAUUACCUGAGGAAUCCAGACUGUCUUUUCGUGGCCACCAACGAGGACGAAACGUGUCCUGGUCCUAACCCUGAGGUCAUCAUUCCAGACGCCGGACCUCUGGUCGCUGCCGUCAGAUGCGCCUCCGGCCGCGAUCCCCUCACAGUCGGCAAACCAAACUCUCCGGCAUUCGACUACAUUUGCCGCAAAUGGCGUAUCGAUCCCAAACGGACCAUGAUGGUCGGUGAUCGGUGAGUGCUUUUCUUGCAUUCGGAAAUAGUUCGACAAUUUUUUUUAGAUAUUUUUCUCGAUUUUUAAAACGAAAAAGAAUUUUAAAAGAGAGAAAAUUCAAUGAGUUGCAAUUUAAAAAAUUUCCGUGCGACUUGAGAUAUUCAACUUGAAGUUUCAGAACCAACACUGACGUCAAAUUCGGUCGUGAUCAUGGACUGAAGACUCUUCUGGUGUUGUCAGGCUGUCACCAGAUCGACGACAUCCUCGAAAACCAGAUGAAUGACCGCGACGACAUGAUCCCUGACUACUACGCUCCUUGUCUUGGCGCCCUUCUACCUUCCCGUGCUCAACACGUUUGA